Messenger RNA from Lemur catta (Ring-tailed lemur), 1667 nucleotides. RefSeq names its product serine and arginine rich splicing factor 5 (gene SRSF5). Gene Ontology annotation, cellular component: cytoplasm; nucleus; ribonucleoprotein complex. Gene Ontology annotation, molecular function: mRNA binding. The record is from RefSeq and is a predicted model, not a curated record. Bases 308 to 1120 code for a protein of 270 amino acids. NCBI's taxonomy places the organism in Eukaryota, Metazoa, Chordata, Mammalia, Primates, Lemuridae. The transcript is spliced from 8 exons.
GACGUAGGGACGCGCCCACCAUUUUGUGGGGCGUCAGACUGCUAAGUGCGUCAGUUGUGGAGAGACGUAGAGGAGUUAAGUCCUGGUCUGUGUGGAGGCAGACGACUCCGUCGCAGACUACGGACCUCUCUGGGUCUCAGCCGCCAAAGAUCCUGUCCGGUAGGUGAGUGGCUCACUUUGAGGGCGAGGCUUCUCGGAUCGAGGCUUCUUCAUGGCCGCUCAGAUCGCGAGUGGCCGGGGCUGCUCUCUGUGCGGAGGACGGCGUCUAAUGAGCGCAGUUGACUCGAGGAAAUACUAGCCGGACACCAUGAGUGGCUGUCGAGUAUUCAUCGGGAGGCUAAAUCCGGCGGCCAGGGAGAAAGACGUGGAAAGAUUUUUCAAGGGUUAUGGACGAAUAAGGGAUAUUGAUCUGAAAAGAGGCUUUGGUUUUGUGGAAUUUGAGGAUCCGAGGGAUGCGGAUGAUGCUGUAUAUGAACUUGAUGGAAAAGAACUGUGUAGUGAAAGGGUUACUAUUGAACAUGCUCGGGCUCGGUCUCGAGGUGGAAGAGGUAGAGGACGAUACUCUGAUCGUUUUAGUAGUCGCAGACCUCGAAAUGAUAGACGAAAUGCUCCACCUGUAAGAACAGAAAAUCGGCUUAUAGUUGAGAAUUUAUCCUCAAGAGUCAGCUGGCAGGAUCUUAAAGAUUUCAUGAGACAAGCUGGGGAAGUAACCUUUGCGGAUGCACAUCGACCUAAAUUAAAUGAAGGGGUGGUUGAGUUUGCCUCUUAUGGUGACUUAAAGAAUGCUAUUGAAAAACUUUCUGGAAAGGAAAUAAAUGGGAGAAAAAUAAAAUUAAUUGAAGGCAGCAAAAGGCACAGUAGGUCAAGAAGCAGGUCUCGAUCCCGGACCAGAAGUUCCUCUAGGUCUCGUAGCCGAUCUCGUUCCCGUAGUCGGAAGUCUUAUAGCCGGUCAAGGAGCAGGAGCAGGAGCCGGAGCAAGUCCCGUUCUGUUAGUAGGUCUCCCGUACCUGAGAAGAGCCAGAAACGUGGUUCUUCAAGUAGAUCUAAGUCUCCAGCAUCUGUGGAUCGCCAGAGGUCCCGGUCCCGAUCAAGGUCCAGAUCAGUUGACAGUGGCAAUUAAAACUGUAAAUAACUUGCCCUGGGGGCCUUUUUUAAAAACAAAUUCCCAAACCAUACUUGCUAAAAAUUCUGGUAAGUAUGUGCUUUUCUGUGGGGGUGGAGUUUGGAGGGGGGUUGGGUUGGGUGGAUAUCUUUGUAGAUGUGGACCACCAAGGGGUUGUUGAAAACUAAUUGUAUUAAAUGUCUUUUGAUAAGCCUUCUGCUCACAUUUUUGUGAAUGUCUGAAGUAUAUAGUUUGUGUAUAUUGCCAAGAGCUCUUUUAUAACUAAAGCAAAUUUAAUUUUUUUGUACUAGAAAAAAAUCUGAACAUUUUGAUUUCCUGAUUAUUCAAAUAUGUUAAUUCAGAAUUAGUUUAAUGCCUCAGUUAAACUAAUUAAUAGCUUUGGACACUUAAAAGAGCUCUAAAUUUGCUUGUACAUAAAGGCUUAAUUUGAGUUUUCUUUGUUUAGGGUCAAGGGUGUCCUCCCACUCACCCUUUUAAAAAACAGCUGCAGGACAGACACAAAAGCAGCUGUUUGUUUAUUGAUAAUAAAAUACUAUAAAACUGG